This is a messenger RNA of Cornus florida, 1687 nucleotides long. RefSeq names its product cytochrome P450 87A3-like. Gene Ontology annotation, biological process: sterol metabolic process. The transcript has 9 exons. Lineage: Eukaryota; Viridiplantae; Streptophyta; Magnoliopsida; Cornales; Cornaceae. The record is from RefSeq and is a predicted model, not a curated record. The coding region runs from base 194 to 1687 and encodes 497 amino acids. Gene Ontology annotation, molecular function: oxidoreductase activity, acting on paired donors, with incorporation or reduction of molecular oxygen; iron ion binding; heme binding.
AUUUGUAAAUGUUUGCACCUUUGCGAAGGAAGUGAAUAGUUUUCUAAAUCCAUAUUUCUUUAACCAUCCAUUUUAUUCUCUCUCUUAUCUUCAAUCUCAACAGACUUUCUUCUACAAGAAAGCCAGUAGCAGAAUCCUAAAAUUUUCACUACUCAAGCUCCUCUUGCCUCCUUCUAAAUUUUCUCAAAUCAAGAUGGGACCAAUUGCUUUGUGCAUUGGAGCUCUGCUUAUUAUAAGCCUUACACAUUGGGUUUACCGUUGGAGGAAUCCAAGAUGCAAUGGAAAACUCCCUCCAGGUUCAAUGGGCUUGCCUCUCCUCGGCGAGACUCUUCAGUUCUUUGCACGAAACACUUCCUUCGACAUUUCUCCCUUCAUUAAAAAGAGGAUGGAAAGAUAUGGGCCAAUAUUCCGAACCAGUUUGGUGGGACAACCACUAAUUGUAUCCACAGACCCGGAUCUCAAUUACUUCAUUUUUCAACAAGAGGGGCAACUGUUCCAGAGCUGGUAUCCAGAAACCUUCACGGAGAUCUUUGGACGACAGAAUGCAAGUACCUUGCAUGGGUUUAUGUAUAAAUACGUCAAGAGCAUGGUGCUGAAUCUAUUUGGUCAUGAAAGCCUGAAAAAAAUGAUUCCUGAAAUUGAACUGGCCGUGUGUACAAACUUAAAGAGGUGGUCGAGUCAGCACACUGUUGAAUUAAAGGAUGGAACUGCGAGUAUGAUAUUUGAUCUGACUGCAAACAAACUGAUCAGUUACGAUCCAGAGAAGUACACAUCAGAAAAUCUGCUGAAUAACUUCGUUGCUUUCAUACAGGGAUUAAUCUCCUUCCCUUUAAAUAUUCCUGGAACUUCUUACCACAAAUGUCUACAGGGAAGGAAGAAGGCAAUGAGGAUGCUGAAGGACAUGCUUGAGGAGAGACGAGCAAAUCCUAGGAAGCACCAAGUUGAUUUCUUUGACUAUGUCCUUGAAGAGCUUGUGAAAGAGAAUACAAUCCUUACAGAAGCAAUAGCUCUGGAUUUAAUGUUUGUGCUACUGUUUGCCAGCUUUGAGACAACUUCCCUUGCUCUAACUUUAGCCACCAAAUUUCUUUCGGACCAUCCUUUGGUGUUGAAGGAAUUAACAGAGGAACAUGAGGCAAUUCUAAGAAGACGAGAAAAUGUAGGCUCUGGACUUACAUGGGAAGAAUACAAAUCAAUGACGUUUACAUUUCAGUUUAUUAAUGAAACAAUUAGGCUGGCCAAUAUAGCUCCAGGGAUUUUCAGAAAAGCACUAAGAGAAAUCAAGUUUAAGGGCUAUACCAUUCCAGCUGAUUGGGCGAUUAUGGUUUGUCCUCCGGCUGUACACUUAAACCCUGACAAAUAUAAGGAUCCCCUUAACUUCAAUCCAUGGAGAUGGAAGGGAAUGGAACUGAAUGUUGCAUCUAAACAAUUCAUGGCCUUUGGAGGGGGCAUGAGAUUUUGUGUGGGAGCAGAUUUCUCUAAGGUGCAAAUGGCUGUAUUUCUCCACCACUUGGUUACAAAAUACAGGUGGCAAGCAAUCAGAGGAGGAGACAUUGUCCGGACUCCGGGUUUACAAUUUCCAAAUGGCUUUCAUAUUCAGAUCUCUGAGAAGAAUAAGCAACAGGAAACAAAAUCCAACUCUAUUUUACCAAACCCGGAUUAUGCACAGGCAACUCACUUGUAUGGCUGA